AAGGCGGGGAUCAAUUCUGCCAGAAGUUAGUCAUAGACGGGCCAGAUAGGUUUAAUCUACUGCUGCUGGAGGAAGGGGAGUACUAUUUUAAGGACUAUGCGUGUAAUUAUUACCCUAACGGCGGCAUGCAGCGGAUACCGGGGCACUUAAAGCUGUGCAGCGCGUCGAUAUUCUUCGUGCCCAAGAGCAACCUGGAGCCCGUGUUUCGAGUGUCCUUCUGCUACGUGUCGGCUAUAGACAGGGCAUCGCACAUGGCGGGGGAGAAGGGGGAGGAGUUCCUCAUCAUAUGCGCCAGCGAGCGCACGGACGUGAAGGUGGGCAACCGGCAUGCGCCGUACCGCAGCACAAGGGCGAGUUCGCCUUCCCCUUUGCGCUGCUGUACACGUCGCUGGAGGCCGUGCUGCCACGGGUCUCUGCUCUGCUGGACAUCGCCCAGGGGCCCUCGUGGGAGCAGCCGGGGAAACUGGGGGCGAUUGUGCAGGAGCACGAGGAGGAGGUCAAGUUCAACCCCGGGUGGCUGGAGGAGGGGGACGACAAGGUGAUCAUCGAGCUGGUGGGCUCGCAGAUGCUGCCUCUGGUGCUCCAGCCGGGCCGCAUCAUCCUCACCCCCUACAGCGUCUACUUCCAGCCCUUCAACGUGGUGUCCUCUGUGCCUGUCGUGCGGCAUCCGCUCCGCACUGUCACUGCAGUCAUGAGGCGGUCGACUCAUUUGCAAGAGAUCGGAGUGGAGAUCUUCUACUCCCAGUGGUCGAGCAUCUAUUUCACCUUCAAGUCAACCCAAGAUUGCUCCAGAUUCUACUCGCUGCUGCUGCAACAGCCCGGGCUGUCGAUCGAGAGCAUGAGGAGCCGGGACAAGUGGGUGCGGGACUGGGUGAGCGGCAGCAUCUCCAACUUCGACUACCUCAUGUACCUCAACCGCGAGGCCAACCGCUCCUUUAACGACCUCUCGCAAUACCCCGUCUUCCCCUGGGUUAUUGCGGACUACACCUCCAAGGAGCUGGAACUAACGUCCCCAGCUACCUUCAGAGACUUGCGCAAGCCCGUGGGGGCGCUGAACCCCGACCGCCUGGACAAGUUCCGCCAGCGCUACGAGGACCUGGCAGAGCUCUACGAAGACUGGGCGGGAAACUUCCCAGAAGGCGAGGUGCCACCGCACGUGCCCGGCACGCCGUCCCCCGCGUUCCUGUAUGGGUGCCACUACUCCACGCCCGGCUACGUGGUGUACUUCCGUGUGCGCGAUGAUCCCCAGCUCAUGCUCCGCCUGCAGAACGGCCGGUUCGACAUGCCCGAUCGGCUCUUGACGUCCAUUCAGGAGAUGUGGGAGGGAGCGUACAACAACCCCUCUGACCUUAAGGAACUCAUUCCGGAGUUCUACUCGCUCUCCACCUCGUUCCUCGUCAACUCCGAGGGGCUGGACCUGGGGGUGAAGCAGGACGGCUCGCCUGUGAACGACGUGGCACUGCCCGCCUGGGCGGAAGAUGCGCAGGACUUUGCUCACAAGAUGCGGCAAGCGCUGGAAUGCCCCUACGUGUCGAAGCGGCUGCACCAUUGGAUCAACCUGGUGUUUGGCUGCAAGCAACGGGGGGAGGCAGCAGUGGAGGCGGACAAUGUGUUCCACCCGCUCACAUAUGAUGACCUCGGCGCACAGGUCCUCGCCUCAGUAUCAGACGACACGGUGCAGCAGGCGCUGAAGGUGCAGAUGAGAGAGUUUGGGCGCACUCCAAAGCAGCUCUUCACCACGCCGCACCCCAGACAGCUGCGCAAGGAAGUGCGCGUCAUCCACAGAUAUGUGCGCACGGCAUCUCGAGCCAUGAAGCUGCCCUUCCUGUUCCGCCAGUCCACCGUCGACUCGCACAUCGUCAUGCAGUCGCUCUCCACGCUCAACCGCGUCUCCGCGCACCGCACGCACCUCGACACCAAGCUUAAGUCUCGCCGAGGCUACAAGACCAUUCUGAUGGGGGCGCUCAACCCGCUGGUGGAGCUGGCAUUGCCCGACCGGUCGGUGUAUCGUGCCAUCGCACAGGUGGCGGGGGGAGAGAAGGACAGAGAGGGGCAGGAGUUUGGGCUCGAGUGGCUGGAGAACACAGCCAUGUACAGAGAAGCAGACAUGCUUCAAAUCUCGAGCGCCAAGUACCUGCUGCCCCUCGUGCCUCUCGCUCUCUCCAAACGCGCCGACCAGCGGGCGGCCGCCAUGCGGGCGGUUGCCGCCCUCUGCAAGCCGGACGCCAACCGGCAGUUUGUCUAUUCUGCGGGGUUCUUGGAGCCUAUCGAGGGAGCAAUCGUGGGAGGAUACGACAGGGGCACCAAGGCGGCAGUGGAUGCGGUGGCCAAGCUCUCAGUGCUGGCGGAGGUGGUGGAGGAGUUCAGCACAGCUGGCGUGCUCUCAUUGGUCGACCUCCUCGUCAUGCGCGACACCUCGCUGCAGGCUGUAGAAACACAGGCUCUAGCCUGUGAGGCGCUCUCGCGCCUGUGCGCCCUGAGGCGGCACCGCCUGCCUGCCUUGGCGCGGGACGUGGUGGCGCGGCUGCUGCCUCUGGUGCGCGCGGGGGAGCACUUCACGGUGGAGCUAAGGGAGAUGGCCCUCAGGGCGCUGGCUGCUGUAUGCGUGGAGACCAGCAGCCAGGAGGAGAUGCUGCUGAGAGGAGGGCUGAAGGAGGUGCUGGAGAUCUGUGCUAUGGAGGCCGGAAACAUCCUGGAAGCUGCCAUCUCUGCGCUCGCCGCCCUCUGCCGCAACCCCGAGCUGAGAUUGCAGAUCGCAGUGGAGGGCGGGCUCCGUCUCUUGUGCAAUGCGUCGUGCGCCGCUCAGUCUCAAAUACAGGAGGUGGCAUCUUCUGCGCUGCAAAGCCUGCUGGGAGACGGAGUCAUUCUGAACGGCGUGAUAAGGGAGGAGGGGCUGUGGUCCAUCAUCGCCAUGGCGCAGUCGCAGCACCACGAGGUGCAGCGCCUGGCGGCUAGAGCGUUCUGGUACCUGGCGAUUCACUGCGAGAACAAGCGACAGGUCAUGUCGAUGGGCGGUCUGCAGUCCCUCCUCUCCCUGGCAGCGCUGGGCGAUCGCAACCGCCACGCCACCCUGCUGGCAGAGGAAGCUCUCCUGCGCCUGUCGGAGGACCGGGAAAUCCACGCCCAGCUGCUAAGAGAACAGGCCUUUCUCGCCCGCACCGCUGCUGCUGCUGCCGCUGCUGCUGGUGCUGGUGGGAGGAGGAGGAGUGGCGGUGGGGGUGGGGGUGAGGGUGGUGAUGGGGGGGAUGGUGGGAAUGAUGGUGGUGCGGGGGAGGGCGGCAGCAGAGGAAACAGAAGAGUAGGAGAAGGAGAAGGAGGAGCAGGAGCAGGAGGGGGGGGAGGAAGGGGAAGAGGGGGGAGCAUGGGAUCGUCUGUGAGUUCCCUGGGGGGUGCCACAGCGGGAUCUCUCUUCCCCGGCAUGUCAGCAGCAGCCACACCUACUGCCUCCACCUCUGCCCCCUCGCCCUUCCCUCUCUCCUCCUCAGACUAUGAGGGUUUUUCUGCAAGCAGUCCUAGCUCCCACUCUGACCAGUCCUGGGCUUUAACCUGGUCUAAUAGCAGUAAGUGGGAGGCACCUAGCCCUGGGCGGUUGUCUACAGACAGCCACACUGUUCCCAUUCCACCGUUUCUCCCCUCGUCGCUCUCCAUGGGAUCGUCUAGUUCAAACGCUGCUGCUACUGCUGCUGCCGCUGCUGCUGCCGCUGCCGCAGCUGCCGCCGCCACUGCUGCUGGUACGGCUGGUGCUGUUGGUGGCACUGCUGGUUUGACAGCAGGCAAGGGCACGGUGUUUCAGAGGCCCUUGACUCCCCCUUUCUGGACGAGCUCUGUCCUCUCUCCUGCUCCCAGCUCUGCUGCUGCCCUUGCUGCUGCUACUGCUGCCGGUGCUCUUGCUUCUGAUGGUGCUACGGAUGCUGCUGCUGCCGCCGCUGCCACUGCUGCUGCUGGUUUCCCUGGCACUGGCAGCAACAGCAAUGCAUAAUUCUUCCCACCCCUGCCUCCCUCGCUCGCACACAUGGCUGUGCCACUUGUUUCCCAGCCGGCUCGUGAUUUGACCUGGGAAGCUCUUUGAGACGGACACACGAACACGGUUGCUGAUCCUCCUCUCCUCCGAAUAAGAGCCCUUCCGUUGCUGCUGCUCACCUGGGUAUUUACAGAAUCACCUGUUGUUUUCACGGGUAUUAUCCGGGCCACCUGUCUUCUGGACCCUGCACCCAGCACGUGGGCUCAAUAGCACGUCUUGGUUGACAUCGACCGCUGGUGUUGUUGCAGCACCCAUUAUCCCUGCUCGCUUAAUAGCGCACAGGCUCACCGCUCCACCAGCAACAACGAAAGCAGCAGCGAGAGGCGCCUCGGAAGGGCAGGAGGAGUGGUGUGUCGCUGUGUUCUGGUUGAUUUGUUUUUCCUUAAUGCUCUUUUCCCCCAUCCUCUCCCCAUCCUCCCCCCAUCCGCUCCCCACUGCCUUCUCUCCCCAUCCCCUCUCCAUCCCCUAUCUCUGGUUCAAUUAAUUCCAUGUUUCAUUUCAAGGUUUCCUACUCGAUCUUGAUGAUUCUUUCUCCAUUCGUUUCCUUCUCCCCAAAUGGUCCUGGGGUUGUAAAGUUAGGGUUUCCGUGCGUCUAUGCCCGGCUAGGAAUGGUAUUGGAUGUAUCUGUAACAGGCUCGAUGCCUGGAGCCACACAGCCUAUCUAUUCGAUUCAUUCUUUACAAUCUGGUACUGCACUGUUGGGUGAUCAAUUUCUGCUGCAAACAAAUGUGGCUCUUAGCAGAGGGUGUGUUAGAAACUCAGCCACUGACCACUGAGUUAAAAGGGCUUGGUAAUAGCAGGUUAGUGCACCCAUAUGUUAAAAUAUAUAUAUAUUAUAUAUAUAAUUGUAGGCUUGGUAGGUGU
Messenger RNA from Closterium sp. NIES-67, 4885 nucleotides. Lineage: Eukaryota; Viridiplantae; Streptophyta; Zygnematophyceae; Desmidiales; Closteriaceae. The record is from the annotation of a GenBank genome assembly.